AUGACUAAAUCCCUGAAUAAUCAAAGUAGUAAUACCAAACAGCUUCAACAGCUGCUUGAUAAUACUGAAUCUAGUGUACUUGCAAGCUGCUACAGUGUCGACGCCUUGACUUCCACGAUUGGCGGCUUCCACUACUGCACUACCCCGGGGGCUGGUAAGAUUUUCUUCACCAUCUCGCACAGUGGUAUCCCUGAGGUUCCCUCAGGAUCAGAAUCCCUUUCAAGCCCUCCCCACUCUGUCCGCAUUUCUCCUCGCACGGAGAACAGCUGGCCGAGCAAUAAUUUGUCCGAAUUUAGAGGGGAGGCAGCGUAUACCAUUCCGGAAGAGUGUGAGAGACUCUUCUGUGACAAACUGUCUGCGAUCUUCACUGGUGAGAUGAAGCUCGCGCGGCAAGUGUCAUCUGGGAUGGAUGCGUAUCAGAUUCGGUCAAGCCAGAUUGAAUUAGAGCAAAUUCGAAUCCAGACUUGGGUUGAAGUCUGGAAUUACACCGGCGAUGCGAUAUAUCGAGGCUUUCUGACCGACGCAAACAAUGAACGUACUUUGUUCUUGUUCUUCGGAGACGAUGCGCUGGGUCAUAACCUCAAAGCGGGGUUGAUUGCCCUGUUUGAAUUAGCUAGCACGCCCGUCUUUGACUGCUCUCAGAUUGUUGCUUGCAUUCCUCGUUCGCGGGAGGUGGCAGAAUCUGACAUCGUAAGAAACCUUUCUUGGUGUGGGUUCAAUUUGACUACUUUGAAACCCUGGGCUACCAAGCAUCGCGUCGAGCAAUGUUUGAGUACCAUGUGGCUUUUCCUUUGCGCAGAGGUUUGA
Molecule: messenger RNA, 807 nt
Organism: Aspergillus clavatus NRRL 1
Lineage: Eukaryota; Fungi; Ascomycota; Eurotiomycetes; Eurotiales; Aspergillaceae
Product: ornithine decarboxylase antizyme
Exons: 3
Coding region: 1-807 (268 amino acids)
Biological process (GO): positive regulation of protein catabolic process
Cellular component (GO): cytoplasm; nucleus
Molecular function (GO): ornithine decarboxylase inhibitor activity
Source: RefSeq, a predicted model, not a curated record